Nerophis ophidion (straightnose pipefish) is the source of this 3002-nucleotide messenger RNA. RefSeq names its product zinc finger protein OZF-like. The coding region runs from base 958 to 2319 and encodes 453 amino acids. The record is from RefSeq and is a predicted model, not a curated record. Gene Ontology annotation, molecular function: RNA polymerase II cis-regulatory region sequence-specific DNA binding; DNA-binding transcription factor activity, RNA polymerase II-specific. The transcript has 3 exons. Gene Ontology annotation, biological process: regulation of transcription by RNA polymerase II. NCBI's taxonomy places the organism in Eukaryota, Metazoa, Chordata, Actinopteri, Syngnathiformes, Syngnathidae.
CAUUCUUAAAUAUGUUGUUUGUAAGAAUGUGGGUGUACGUCUGAAGAUGAUGCACGUCCCCAAACUAUGUCCAUAAUCCGGCCUGCGGGAAAUCCCAUAUUUAAAAUUAUUUUUUUUGUAUAUACCGUAUUUCCUUGUAUUGCCGCCUGGGCGCUAAUUAAUUUAAAACCCUUUCUCACUCCUGCGCUUACCAAAGGCAUGCGGUAAAAAUAAGCAUGCGCUAAUUAUUUUAAAACCUCUUCUCACUCCAGCACUUACCAAAGGCAUGCAGUAAAAAUUGGAAUGUGAUGUAAGCUUGGACCUUAAAAGGGAACAUUAUCACCAGACCUAUGUAAGCUUCAAUAUAUACAUUGAUGGUGCAGAAAAAAGACCAUAUAUAUUUUUAACCGAUUUCCGAACUCUUCGCUUUUUUUGCGAAGACGUCAGAACGUGACAUCUCCCAGGUAAUACAGCCGCCAUUUUCAUUUUCAACACAUUACAAACACCGGGUCUCAGCUCUGUUAUUUUCCGUUUUUUUGACAAUUUUUUUGGAACUUUGGAGACAUCAUGCUUCGUCGGUGUGUUGUCGGAGGGUGUAACAACACUAACAGGGAGGGAUUCAAGUUGCACCACUGGCCCGAAGAUGCGAAAGUGUCUCCCGCCAGACCCCCGUUGAAUGUGCCAGAAUGUCUCCACAUUUUACCGGCGAUGACACACAUGGCACAGAGAUGUAUGGAUAACCUGCAGAUGCAUUUGCGAUAAAGUCAACGAAAUCACAAAGGGUGACGUUGGUCGUUCCUGGCCGAGUAGUACUCUUUCCUGCUAGCGGCAGACGUGAAAUGGAGCCAUCACUGCCUGCUUUGAAACCAGUCAGAAUAUAUCUCCUCAUGUGCAUCUGAAUGAGAAGGCCUUCAUUUCAAUUUAACAGACUUCUGUGAAGAACAUCUUCUCCCUGAGCAACAGGAGUAGAGCUUCAGGAUGGAUGAGGAGGAGCCACAGCCCUCCCACCUUAAGAAGGAAGACGAGGCGCCACAUACUCUGCACAUUAAAAAAGAAGAGUACCCAAUGGAGGAGGCUUCACAGCCCCCUCACAUUAAAGAGGAAGGGGAGGAACACAGCAUCAGUCAGGAGGGAGAGCAACUCGAAUAUUUGGAGGAAUUUGCAGUGAUUGGUGUGAUUGUGAAGAGUGAAGAUGAUGAGGUCAAAGGUGAAAGUGAGAAGAAGAGAGAGGCGGAGCCUCCAAACAGCAGCUCAACUCAACACAUAACAGAAACUGAUGGAGACCACUGUGGAGGAUCACAAGCAGACAAGAUCUUAGCUCCACUAUCAGAUAGUGACGACACAACGUCUCACUCUCCUGACACUGAUGAUGAAGACUCUGAAGAUGAUAAGACAUGUCACACUGACAACACACACUUUACAUGUUCUCACUGUGACAAAACUUUCAAACGCUCUAGUUGUCUUAAAAGACACAUGAGAACGCACACUGGAGAAAAACCUUUUACUUGUUCAAUCUGUGGUAAAGGUUUUAUACAAAGGGAAGAUUUGAAAAGACACAUGAGAAUACACACUGGAGAAAAACCUUUUACCUGUUUAGUAUGUGCUAAAGGUUUUGCACAAAGUGAAGAUUUGAAAAGACACAUGAGAACACACACUGGAGAAAAGCCUUUUUCUUGUUCAAUAUGUGGUAAAUGUUUUACGCAAAGUGCUGGUUUGAAAAGACACAUGAGAAUACACACUGCAGAUAAACCAUUCAUGUGCUCAAUUUGUAGUAAAAGAUUCACCCAGAAGGGACAUUUGAGAAUGCACACAAAAUUACACACUGAUAAAAAACAUUUAAAAGGUGGUAAAUGUUUUACACAACGUCACAAUUUGGAACUACACAUGAGAAUUCAUACUGGAGAAAAACCUUUUUCAUGUUCAGGUUGUGGUAAAGGUUUUACGCAAAGUCACGAAAUGAAACUACACAUGAGAACACACACUGGAGAAAAACCUUUUUCCUGUUCAGUAUGCGGUAAACGUUUUACACGUAGUACCCCUUUGAAAACACACAUGAGAAGACACACUGGAGAAAAACCUUUUUCAUGUUCAAGUUGUGGUAGAUGCUUUAUACAAAGUCACGAAUUAAAAAUACACUUGAGAACCCACACUGGAGAAAAGCCUUUUAUCUGUUCAGUAUGCGGUAAACGUUUUACACGUAGUACCUAUUUGAAAACACACAUGAGAAUACACACAGGAGAGAGAGUGUUGAGUUGCAGUGUGUGUGAUGAAAGAUUCUCUUAUAAGUACCAGUGUAAGAAACACAAGUGUGCUGGUGAGAACAGCAGCAACAAACUCUGACUCUCUAACAUCAUCUGCACGUAAAACAUGUGUGACAUCAUUGUUGUGUGUACAAUGCAAUCCAUCUAUUAUGCUAAAGAUAAGAGAUAAGACAUGUAAGAUUACUGCUCUUUUUCAGUCAUGUACAUGAAUUGAUAUACGACAUUGUGUACAACAUGAAGGGAACAUUUUGGUGAGAGUUAAUAGUGCAAAACCAAAGUUGCAUCUAAUAAACAUUCAUAAUUCACCUUUUUCUAUACUUUCAUAGUAGGGUUUUAUAUAUAUAUAUAUAUUGUUUUUUAAAUAAAUGUUACACAUUUACAUUUCUAAUUGUAAAUUACUCCAUAGAUUAAGUUGUUUAUAUUUGCUUUACAUUUGUUCAUUCCUUUGCUUUUAAUUACGCAUAAAUCCCUCUUAGUUAAUAUUUACUGGAUCACAUCUGAAACAUCUUCUGGACCAUUUCUGGAUGCAUAUUAUUAUUUACUUUAUACAUAGUUUGAGCAGUUGUCUUUCAUACGAGAUCAUUUACUUUUAAAAUGUAUGACUUCGUAAUUAAUUUGUUGAGUCUUGAUAAUUGAUGCUAUUGGCUUUAUUACUCUCUUAUGUAAUAUGAAUAUUGUUUAAUGAUUGUUUCAUAUGUAUGUCUCCAGACCUUUGUUGCAAUAAACAAUGUAUGCUUCAACAAAAGUUGGGAACAUUUUAAA